This is a messenger RNA of Nelumbo nucifera (sacred lotus), 1930 nucleotides long. RefSeq lists its product as uncharacterized. NCBI's taxonomy places the organism in Eukaryota, Viridiplantae, Streptophyta, Magnoliopsida, Proteales, Nelumbonaceae. The record is from RefSeq and is a predicted model, not a curated record.
GCUUCGACAAAUGUAUAAAUUGAGUCGGAGUUUUCAAUGGCAGCGUUCUUGCAGAGUGCUGCUGCUUCCAUGUGAGGAUUCCGAAGGAAGUCUGUUACGAGAGAAGGAGUGUGCCUGGUGGAGAUUAUCGGGCUGUCAUCAAAGUAUGACAGCUCGAUAACAACUUUGAAGCAGAAGCCAUCCUCUCUUUCUAUCUUAUUAACAUCAUUAGCAUCACAGCCUUGUCAGCAUAGCUACAGGUAACUCAGGUCGAAGUUCUUGUUGGGUUGCCGGAUGCAACUGGCGUUGUCUACGUUGCAGUUGCAAAUGUGUUUUUUGCUCGGGUGAACAUUAUUUGAUGUUGGUAUGAGAGAACUUGAUUGUUUGCAAAAUGGGUUCCUUGUCUGGAAUCCUUCAGCGACCUCUAACUGCAGUGGCUGCUGCUGCCAUAGCUUCUGUCUCUGCUGACAUCUCUGAUAAAUUUCCACCACCCAGAUCAUCGGAUUGCAGUUUCUUUACGGAAUUAUCAAAUGCCACCACAGGGAACUCAGCCUCAAAAGCGAAGUCAUGGGUGUCUACAAUUUCGGUUUCUAAGCUUACAAACUUGUCAUUUGCAACAAGGGUUCAGAUUCCCAUACCUAAUAUUAACUAUGCAGUUCCUAAUUCAGGCCUUCCUAGCACUCAGAAUCUUCUGUCCAACUCACGUUCUUCCUUGGUUGCUUUUCCUCCUAUCCUUCUUACCCUUUAUCAUUCUGCAAAACUGGCAAAAACCCCAAAACCAAUAGAACUUACAUGCUCUACCCCUUUAUCGUCCCCUGAGGUAAUGUACAGAUGGCAUUUACCAGAAUCUUAUAAUUAUGGUGAUUUGCGGAACUCAGAAUGUUCAUGUGCCAAGUCCAGGACAGUGGUGGUUCUGCUUGGAUGGUUGGGAGCAAAGCAAAAGCAUCUGAAGAGGUAUGCGGAUUGGUAUACUUCAAGGGGGUUCCAUGCCAUUACCUUCACUUUUCCUAUGGAUAAGAUCCUCAGCUAUCAGGUUGGGGGGAAAGCUGAGCAGGACAUUGAAUUGCUUGUGAACCAUUUGGUUGGUUGGUUAGAAGAAGAGCAUGGGAAGAACCUGAUUUUUCACACUUUUAGCAAUACUGGGUGGCUAACGUAUGGAGUUAUUCUUGAGAAGUUUCAGAAGCAGGAUCCAUCUCUGAAGGGAAAGAUUAGAGGUUGCAUUGUUGAUUCAGCUCCAGUUGCAGCUCCCAAUCCACAGGUUUGGGCCUCAGGUUUCUCUGCUGCAUUUUUGAAGAAACAGAGUAUUGCAACAAAAGGAUCAAUUAGCUUAAAAGAAUCUGGCAAAAUUUUGAUUGGGACAAGAAGUUCAAUUGAAGCCAAACCUGCAUUAACCGAGGCAGCUUUGCUAGCAAUUUUGGAGAAGUUCUUUGAAGUGGUUCUUAAUCUUCCAACAUUUAACAGGAGGCUCUCUGAUGUGGUGGGUCUCUUGUCAUCAGAACAACCACAUUGUCCCCAGCUAUAUAUCUACAGUUCUGCAGACAGAGUUAUUCCAGUGGACUAUGUUGAAUCUUUUAUAGACGAGCAGCGGAGGGCAGGGCAUGAGGUCAGAGCAUGCAACUUUAUCUCCACGCCCCAUGUUGACCAUUUCAGAAAUGACCCAGACCUUUAUAAUUCUCAGCUGACAAACUUUCUGAAGGAUUGUGUGCUGACUUGUUGCGAAGAUUCUACUUAAAUGAGACUACCUAGCAUGUCCCAAAUUCUAUCAUUUCAUACUUGUAACAGGCCAUACACUUCAAUAUUAACUGUAGUUUCCUUUUUAUUCAGUUCAUUGUAGUAGAGGUUGUUGAAUGCAAAGGAAUCAAUAAUCUCUAGCUUUUCUUUUAUCAUAAUUUAUAUCUAAUGUACAAACUAUAAAGCAAUGCGUUGAUAUACAUAGACGUGAUUCCACUGA